This is a messenger RNA of Lindgomyces ingoldianus, 2338 nucleotides long. RefSeq lists its product as uncharacterized. Lineage: Eukaryota; Fungi; Ascomycota; Dothideomycetes; Pleosporales; Lindgomycetaceae. The record is from RefSeq and is a predicted model, not a curated record. The coding region runs from base 92 to 2338 and encodes 748 amino acids. The transcript is spliced from 2 exons.
GGAUGAGCUAACAUCUGCUCCGGAGUCUAUUGAACUUGUGCACAACAUCAUAAACCGGGCAUUUGGCCAGGUGUGGCGAAGCUUAGGGGGGAUGAUUCUGGAAGCUACUAAAUCGAACGAGCAGGAGAAAACAUCGGUCAUGUCUCACGUACUGGAAAUCAUCGCAUAUCUGCAUCACAGUGGACUCAUCCCUGAGUCCAUCUACAAGUAUCGGCCGCACCAGGACAACUACGCCCUUCAGCAGCCUCCGACGCUGCAUCUCUUAUCAUCUCAAAUCCUUACAGCUCUUUCGGACGCGAGCUGGAGGGCGCAUGAAGCGUCUGUGCAAAUCGCCAAAGAGAGAAUGAAUGCGUCUUAUUUUCUCGGCCACGAGAUCCCGGGUUCACGGUACAAACUCCACGUCACCGAACUAGCUCCUGAGUUAUGGCUUGAGUUAGUCCUGUGGUCAUGUCUCCACGGAGGAUGGAUUCUAGAUGGAACGGCAAUACUUGAACAGAUGCUACCACGCGAAGAAGGGUCUGAAUGGAAUCUCAUCAGUUGGCGAGAACUUCUCCAAUCAAAAGACGAGGAACCUUCCUCACCUCUACGAGGUUGGCAACUCUUUGGGACGCCUAUCAAAUCGAACGAAGAAGACCGUAAGCUUACACAGCGCACAAUCAGCAGUGAAAUUGUAACGGCGUUCGUAGAUGGACUGGUCAAUACUAUGCGUGUUGGUGUUGGCACUCGAGGCACAGAUCCAGAGGGUAUUGUGGAACAUAUCAAGAACCUGAAACAGUUACUGGACCUUCAUGGCCUAAGCUUAGGGUCGGCAUCGUGGGACUCGGUCAUGGUUCGCUUGCUAGAGUCUGGAGGUAUCGCACCAGAGAAACGGCCGGAACUCUUGUUGAGCAUUAUAGAUCUGGCGUCUGGAUUUGGCACGGAAGUUGGAUCCGUCAAUGCUUCUUCCGCGAACGUUGGGAAUUUCCAUGAGCCACCCUACUUUUUUGAUGCUUCUGCGUUAUCAAUCGGUUUUCUCCAUCGGUCCAUGCGAUCUUUCGUUGAUAAUGGUGAUGUUGCAGGGGUCAUAACAAGUCUCCAGCGAUUGCAAGAUUACACAGACAACAACAGGCAAAGGUCAAUGCGGCAGUUCUUCGACAAUUUAAAGAAUACACCACUCCUCCAGGACCAGCCUUUUACAAGCAGAUUUAUUCCAAUUGAGUUUCCGGGCUUCGAAUGUCAGGUCCCCGUCCCCCUACUAGCGAAAACCUUAGAUCUUAUUACCGAAUCGAGGCUGCUUUAUCUUGGACGAUCGCUCAUUUUCUCGGAAGACUUAGACGGACCGCUGAUUGAUCAUUCAAUGUACUACAACUGGGUUAUGGCUGCUUCAAUCAUACGAUUCGGUUCGGUGGCGCGAGAGGAGAAGCUUGUUCUCAAGAUUGUGGAAAUCACAGGCUCUUCAGGCAACGGGCAACAAGCGAGACUUCUACACCCCGAAAUUCUGAAUGCCCUGCUUAAUGCUCAAGUGCAGCUUCACCGCUGGGAAUCAGUGCAGGGGAUCCAAGACUAUGUCUUAAAGAAUCCCGGCUACUGGCCACGUCCCCAAGUUCUUGCCAACUUCGCUGCCGCCCUCCUCCGCCUGUCAAGCGACAUGAACGAGUACACUAGAAGGCAGAAGUUCAAAGCACGCACUGCGUUCACUGAUUUCCUCUUUUCUUGGGAAGCAUUGAUUUUAACGAGCUUGAGGAAUGAGCUCAACUGCAUUCUUGGUGUCUUGUCCUCUGUUCACCAGGAUUUAAAAGAUUAUUGCACCCAAUUCCUUGCAUUUUCUGUCCGACAGAAAGUUCAGUUAUCUGCAAAUGACUUCAAUCUAGUUCUCGGAGGAGUGCUUGACGGGUUCGGCAGUAGUAAAGGCAGAGAAACUGUGGAAAUGUGGUGCUACCGACCCCCCAAAACGUUUGAACCGUAUCGGGCUCCGGGAGGGCUGCCUUCUAUGCCUCGAUUUCGAAUCAGCAAAGGCGAGGAAUAUGAGAGUCGUCCAGAAGACAUCACAAUCACUCAGCCGUCGGGAGCUCAGCUGAUUCUACAGGGACGAGUGCGCCCCAAUCGACAAACGAUCUGGGCGAUUCUUCGGAAGGUCCAGCAGGAAGAAGAUGUGCGAAGGGCAAGCAAAGCUGAUUUGACUACUGAGACACGCAAGGAGGUCCGAGAUACGUUGAAAUGGGCGGCGAGAUUUCUCUACUAUCUUGGCUUCGACUACGAAGACAUCAUUAGGGAUCUGGGCAGUCUUGCUGAGCUUGCCGAGCUUGAGGCUCCGCCGGCAUCGUGGCAUCCCCCUCUAAAUGUUUCUCCCUCCUCGUAG